Messenger RNA from Pistacia vera, 816 nucleotides. RefSeq names its product heavy metal-associated isoprenylated plant protein 26-like. The transcript has 2 exons. Gene Ontology annotation, molecular function: metal ion binding. The coding region runs from base 163 to 627 and encodes 154 amino acids. The record is from RefSeq and is a predicted model, not a curated record. NCBI's taxonomy places the organism in Eukaryota, Viridiplantae, Streptophyta, Magnoliopsida, Sapindales, Anacardiaceae.
UGGUUCAAUAACACCAUCAUUACUACUCUUUGAACAAAACCAUUCCUGAGAUAUUUUGGCUUCUGAUUCUUAUCUUUACAGAAAGAAACUCAUAAUUUACCUUCUUUGUAGCAGCAACUUUUGGCUUGUAUCAUCAUCACCACAGAGAGAGGAAAAAAAAAUAUGGGUGCUCUGGAUCAUUUUUCCGAUCUCUUUGAUUGCUCCCGUGGCAGCUCCAAGCUCAAGAGACGCAAGCAGUUGCAGACGGUUGAGGUCAAAGUACGUAUAGACUGCGAGGGAUGCGAGCGCAAGGUGAAACGGGCACUGGAAGGAAUGAAAGGGGUGAAACAAGUAGACGUGGAGCGCAAAGCCAACAAAGUUACGGUCGUUGGAUACGUGGAUCCAUCUAAGGUAGUGUCACGUGUCGCACAUCGAACGGGGAAGAAAGCAGAGCUCUGGCCCUACGUACCAUAUGAUAUGGUGGCUCACCCAUAUGCCCAAGGGGUGUAUGACAGGAAGGCCCCGACUGGGUACGUGCGAAGAGUGGAUGACCCACAAAUGUCCCAACUGGCACGUGCCAGUUCCACUGAAGUUAGGUACACCACAGCUUUCAGUGAUGAGAACACUCAAGCCUGUGCCAUCAUGUGAUCAUCACCAUCAUCAUGAUGAUGUAUAAUUAGACUGUUCAUUUUGUGUUGCAGCAAUAUUUUUAUUUUUAUUUCCAAGAAUUGGAGCUGUCUUGCUGUCUUCAUCUGGUUGUUAAUUGUAUUAAAUCUUUUAGGUAUCUCAUGUAAUGGAGACAAAAGUUGUUAUUAAUGGAAAAUAUGUUGUAGAAAA